AUGCUAACCAUCUGGAUCCGCGGGUUUCCUGCUGUUAUUCGAUGCUGUUCCGCAUUCAUGCGAUCUCUCUUCCCUCGUGUCGUCCGGCUCCUCGUUCUCUCUUCUUUCGGCACGUGCUCUUUUUUCCUUUCCCCCUGCUCUCGUUUCCUUCCCCCCUGCUCUCUUUUCCUUCCCCCCUGCUCUCUUUUCCUUCCCCCCUGCUCUCUUUUCCUUCCCCCCUGCUCUCCUUUCCUUCCCCCCUGCUCUCUUUUCCUUCUCCCCUGCUCUCUUUUCCUUCCCCCCUGCUCUCUUUUCCUUCCCCCCUGCUCUCUUUUCCUUCCCCCCUGCUCUCUUUUCCUUCCCCCCUGCUCUCUUUUCCUUCCCCCCUGCUCUCUUUUCCUUCUCCCCUGCUCUCGUCUCCUGCCUGACUCGUGUGCGCAGUCCACGGCGGAGGGGGAACGCUGUGUGGUAAAUUCUCUGGGGGGAGAGUGUGUGGGCGCGGGAGUGGAUCCAGCACCUGCAUCUGCUGCUCAGGGCGGGUCGUCCCCACCCACACCACCACCACCGGGCAUUGCGGCACCAGCUCCUGCUGCUCCUGCUCUCACCGCCUCUCUUGCCAACACGCCCCAUGCAACUCCUCCUGCUGCUGUGGCGCCCGGAGGAGCAGCAGCUGCUGCUGCUGCUGGGGUUGGCAAUGGUGAAUGGGGAGUGCCGCCCACCUCCGGUGCGCAUCAGCAUAUGGUAGCACAAGGAACGGUGCAGCAAGGAGCAGUGCUGCACCAAGCGGUGCAGAACGGUUCCCCUCGAAAUCCUUCUUGUAGCGAGCCGUCUUUUGCUGCAGAUCCUUCCUCUGUGUCGCUUGCUGCUGCUCCGUCUGCCACCUGUGUUUCUCCCCCACCGGAUUUCGUUGUUGCGUCUGCUCUGUAUGCCACUCAGCUGACUGCCCCCACUUGCUCACCUGUUUCAAGCCCUGCUGCAAAACCUGCUACGUGUCCCGUUACAAGUCCAGUAUCAAAUCCUGUUACAAGCCCCGUUUCAAAUCGUGUUUCAAGCCCCGUUUCAAAUCCUGUUACAAGCCCCGUUAGAAAUCCUGCAACGAAGCUAGUCACAAGUAGGGUCGCGCCAGGUCAUGUGGGGGCAGCAAGCACGGGCCAGCAGCAGGGCGCACUGAUCGGGGGUGCUGCCUCCGCCCAGCUCAUGGCCUCUCUCACUGCAGCACCAGCGGUGGGACCAGGAGCUGUGGCGAGUACAGGAACAAAAUUGUCGCCAGCGAGAGCAGUAGGCGCAGGGGCAGCAGGCAGCAGCGCGCAGCACCCUGCAGUUGCAGCAGUAGGCGCAGGAGGAGGGGGAGGCGGAGGAGGUGCAGCGGAGAGUGCAUCACAGUUGUCAGAAGCACUUGCGGCCGCAGCAGCAGGGGGUGGCGCGGGGACAGGGGGAGCAGCGGGGGCGCAGCUGUCAGCAGCGCUGGCAGCAGCGGGGGGCAGCAGCGCGCAGCUGUCGGCUGCACUGGCGGGCCUCACGGGGACUGGCAGAGGCGCCGCCUCCAAUGAACCCCGACUCAGGGACGUGCUCAGUGACCCCCUCACGGGUCGAUUGCUUGAUGACGCCGUGGUGGGGUGCUGCGGCCAUUCCUUCGGAGGGGCAACGCUGGCCGUUGUGCGCGAAUCAAGCACGUGUCCCGAGUGUGGCGCACACAUAGACGCCGCCACGCUCACCCCCAACCUCACCCUGCGUGCCGCCGUCGCUGCCUUCCGCCGCGAGUCCAGCUCCCUCGCUGCCGCCGCCAUGGCUGCUGCCGCUGCCGCUGCCGCCCAGUUCCAUCUGCUCUCUCUCACGCCUCCCUGCUUUCCCCCACUGUUCCUCCUCCCCUCUUCCACCCCGCCAAUUCAACCCGUCCCCCAGCUAUCCGCGGACACGCCCACCCACGCGCACCACCACGCGUCCUCAGCCUCACAGCACUCCCCUUCACUCUCCUUCGCCGUCGCCGCUGCCGCCGCCGCAGCCACAGCAGCCGGCUCUCCACCAGCAGUGCCCAUGGGGGGCCGAGGAGGGGCAUCCCUCCUCGCCUCCUUCGCCGCUUCCGCCUCUCCCACUGCCUCCAAGCCCGCUGCCCCGCUCCAAACCCUCCCUGGUCCGGCCCGAACCAGCUACGCUGCGCCAGGCUCGGUCACCGCCGCCAGCCUCCGAGCCUCAGCCGAGGCUCCCCAGCCGGGCACACAGCAGCCCGCCCAUCCUGCACCUGUCCGGCCGGUCCGGUCGUCCAGCACGGCCCAGUUCCCAUUCCGAGUGAACGACGUGGUGCUGAUAAAGGGCAACAAGCGCACACCGGAGCACUUCAUCGGGCGCAAGGCCAUCAUCACGACGCAGUGCCUCAACGGGUGGUACAUGGUGCGCACUCUCGAUGGCGCUGCUGACGAGGUGCGCCUGCAGUACCGGUCCCUGGAGAAGAUCCAUGCUGCUGCCGCUGCUGGGGGAGGAGGGGCAGGGGGGAGUGGAGGGGGUGGAGGAGCGGAUGGGGUUGGUGCUGGUGGGGUUGCGGGGGGGGGGAGUGUGGUGACAGGUGGGGGAGGAGGGAGUGGGGGCGGGGGGAGAGGAGGGGUGGGUGGAGGCGAGGGGGAGAGUCAUCGGCUGCUGCCGCCAGCUGGGGUGCCCAAGGGGCGAGGGGGAGGGCAUGGUGGAGCGCGCAGGGAGACCAAAUCCAAACCUUUCAUCCCACUCCCACAACACCCCCCCCCCGGUCCCCUACCUACCCACCUCUUUCCGCCACGCCCCUUCCAACUCUCCUCUUCCUCCCGCCCUGUCUGUGUCCCUGCCUGCCAACUCUCCACCUGGUCGCCCCCUUCUCGCGGCAGUGGGGCGGGGCAGGGGAGGCCGGGGGGCGGGGAGGGCGGCAACAAAUGCAUCGCCCAUCAGCACGCCAGCGUCACUCUGCGGCAGUCUCUCCACGCCCAACGCGUCCCUCUGGACCGCCUCUCCAUGCCCAGCGCCUCCUUCUGGACCAGUGCGUCGCUCUCCUCCUCCACUCGUCCCCCUGCCUGUGUUGCUCCCCCUCUUCUGCCUCUUCCUCUUGCCUGUCUACCUUGUGCCUCCUGUUCUCCCCCUACUCUCUCCCCUCCCCAACCCCCCGGCUACUCCUGUGUUGCUCGCUCUGCUCUGCCCCGUUCGGUGGCAGGUUCGGCAGCAGCAUCGGAUGCAGCAGGGGGAGCAUCACGGUCAGUGUCAGUGUCGGGGGACUUUGGCAUGUGCAGCGGGCCGGCAGGGGAGGUGGAGCAGGGCGCCAUGUCCACCACUCCCAGAAGCGGCACCUCCCAUGUCACCCGCAUGUCCCAUGCCGCCCCCAUGCCCCACAUGCCUCAUGUGCCCCACAUGCAUGGUCCUGGUGGUGCUAUGGUUGUGAAUACACCGCACACUAGCAUGUCAACGCCCCAUCACGCCAUGCCGUCUGCCCACCACAGCUCAUCAACGGCUCCACAGAGCACGGUGGUUUAUCCGACGGCCAGCAGCGCGCCCACCACGCCGGCAUCCAUUGGUCAUGCUGCCAUGCCCGUGCCUGCUAGCCCAGGUUCGGCCGUGCCUGCCAGUCCAGGUCCGGCCGUAGCAGCAAGCCCAGGCUCGGUGGGGCGAGUGCAGCGAGGGCUGGGUGUGCAGGCGAGCCCAGGCUCGGCAACUUUCCGGCCCUUGUUCCAGACAGGCCGGGGGUAUGCGGCGGAGAGAACCGAUCCUGGAGGAGGUUCGGUAGCGGCAGGGGCGGCAGGAGUAGCAGGAGGCAGAGGUGAGGGGUCCGGUGUAAUGGGCGAGGGGACAGGUCUUACGGGCUCAGCUCAGGCACCGGGAUUCGGUGCACCGAAGGCGGUGAGCUCAUCAGCGGUCGAAUCUUUGACAGUGGGCGCAGCGGCAGGUGGUGGUGUGGCAGCAGGGACGGGGGGGGAAGCAGGGCAGGGGCAUUCCCUAGCAAUGGGCGGUCAGAGGCCAACUGAAGGGGUUCUGAGGAGUGAAGUGUAUGGGCAGCAAGUGGGUGUGCAGACUACAGGGCAGUGUAUGGUGCAGCAGCCCCUAGGUCAGCAGCAGUGGAGCGCCGCACAGGGGGCAGGACUGCGGCAAGGAGGAGCAGAGACGGCGCAGGUGUGGCAGGCAGCAGUGCAGGGGCAGGGGGGCACUGCCGUGCAAGGGGCAGGGGGCGUGAUGCAGAUGCAGAAUCCGAUGAGCGUGGGUGCAGGGCCAGGUGGUGCGGUGGUUAGUCAGGCAGGGAUGCUGCCCAACCAGGGCGGCAUGGCAGAGAGUGAGGGGCGUGUGAUGGCUGGGCAGGGGGGAGCAGCGCAGCAGGCGAUGGGGAGGCAGCAGCAAAGCUGCGCGCCAGGUGGCUUUCUCCCUGCUGCCGUUGACAUGCUGCCUGCAGCUCCCAGCUAUCUGCCAUGCUAUGAGCUGCCAUGCUAUGAGCUGCCAUGCUAUGAGCUGCCAUGCUAUGAGCUGCCAUGCUAUGAGCUGCCAUGCUAUGAGCUGCCAUGCUAUGAGCUGCCAUGCUGUGAGCUGCCAUGCUAUGAGCUGCCAUGCUAUGAGCUGCCAUGCUAUGAGCUGCCAUGCUGUGAGCUGCCAUGCUAUGAGCUGCCAUGCUGUGAGCUGCCAUGCUAUGAGCUGCCAUGCUAUGAGCUGCCAUGCUAUGAGCUGCCAUGCUGUGAGCUGCCAUGCUAUGAGCUGCCAUGCUAUGAGCUGCCAUGCUGUGAGCUGCCAUGCUGUGAGCUGCCAUGCUGUGAGCUGCCAUGCUAUGAGCUGCCAUGCUAUGAGCUGCCAUGCUGUGAGCUGCCAUGCUGUGAGCUGCCAUGCUGUGAGCUGCCAUGCUAUGAGCUGCCAUGCUAUGAGCUGCCAUGCUAUGAGCUGCCAUGCUAUGAGCUGCCAUGCUAUGAGCUGCCAUGCUAUGAGCUGCCAUGCUGUGAGCUGCCAUGCUAUGAGCUGCCAUGCUAUGAGCUGCCAUGCUAUGAGCUGCCAUGCUGUGAGCUGCCAUGCUAUGAGCUGCCAUGCUAUGAGCUGCCAUGCUGUGAGCUGCCAUGCUGUGAGCUGCCAUGCUGUGAGCUGCCAUGCUAUGAGCUGCCAUGCUAUGAGCUGCCAUGCUAUGAGCUGCCAUGCUAUGAGCUGCCAUGCUAUGAGCUGCCAUGCUAUGAGCUGCCAUGCUAUGAGCUGCCAUGCUAUGAGCUGCCAUGCUAUGAGCUGCCAUGCUAUGAGCUGCCAUGCUGUGAGCUGCCAUGCUAUGAGCUGCCAUGCUGUGAGCUGCCAUGCUGUGAGCUGCCAUGCUGUGAGCUGCCAUGCUAUGAGCUGCCAUGCUAUGAGCUGCCAUGCUAUGAGCUGCCAUGCUGUGAGCUGCCAUGCUGUGAGCUGCCAUGCUGUGAGCUGCCAUGCUAUGAGCUGCCAUGCUAUGAGCUGCCAUGCUAUGAGCUGCCAUGCUGUGAGCUGCCAUGCUGUGAGCUGCCAUGCUGUGAGCUGCCAUGCUAUGAGCUGCCAUGCUGUGAGUGCUGUGAGCCCAGCCCAGCUGCUCUUUCUCCAGCUUCUUUGGCUCCUCUCCCACGUGCUGCUCUCUCCCACGUGCUGCUUUCUUAA
Messenger RNA from Closterium sp. NIES-65, 5568 nucleotides. Lineage: Eukaryota; Viridiplantae; Streptophyta; Zygnematophyceae; Desmidiales; Closteriaceae. The record is from the annotation of a GenBank genome assembly.